Messenger RNA from Dujonia railenensis, 1431 nucleotides. NCBI's taxonomy places the organism in Eukaryota, Fungi, Ascomycota, Pichiomycetes, Serinales, Debaryomycetaceae. The record is from the annotation of a GenBank genome assembly.
AUGCUUAGAAGUAGUCUAAUCGGAAGGAGUAUCCGUCGAUUAUCGACAAAUGUGGAAUUUGCCAAUCCAAACAUUCAAAUGACUACACUUCAAAAUGGUCUUAGAAUUGUCUCUGACUCUACUCCAGGUCACUUCUCUGCGUUAGGAAUGUACGUAGAUGCUGGAUCCAGGUAUGAAAAUCCCCAAAAGCCAGGGGUUUCCCAUAUUUUCGACAGAUUGGCAUGGAAAUCGACUCAGAAGUAUUCUGGACUUGAGAUGAUGGAAAACUUGGCUAAAGUCGGUGGCAACUACAUCUGCUCUUCCCAAAGAGAAUCAAUGUUGUAUCAGGCGUCAGUUUUCAACACUGAUGUAGACAAAAUGUUCGAUUACAUGUCUCAAACGGUUAGAGAACCCAAAAUUACAGACUUGGAAUUCCAAGAAACCUUACAAACUGUAGCCUUUGAAGUGCAAAGCUUGCAGGAUAAGUACGAUGUGAGACUACCAGAAACAUUGCACAGUGUGGCAUACAAAGACAAUACUUUGGGGUUGCCUUUAUUUUGCCCGGAAGACAGAAUCCUUCAAGUAGACCAAAGUGAAGUCUUAGAAUACCACAAGAAAUUCUAUCAACCCCAAAAUAUUGUAGUGGCCAUGAUCGGUGUUGAACAUGAGAGAGCUGUACAAAUGGCAAUGUCGCAACUUGGUGACUGGAAACCUACUACCAGGGGAAGACCAUCACUCGGUACUAUCAAGUAUACCGGCGGGACACAGUACUUGCCCCAUCAACCUCCUCAAAACUCCUACUUGCCCUCACUCUACCACAUGCAAGUUGGAUUUGAAACGACCGGAUUAUUGAGCGACGACUUGUAUGCACUUGCUACUUUACAAAAGUUACUCGGUGGAGGUUCAUCUUUCUCUGCUGGUGGUCCAGGUAAAGGAAUGUUCUCCAGAUUAUUCACGAGGGUCCUCAACCAACAUGCAUUUGUUGAAAACUGUCUGGCCUUCAAUCAUUCAUACAUAGACUCCGGUAUCUUCGGUAUAACUGUCUCAGUUCUUCCAGAGUAUGGCCAGUACAUGCCAGAUAUAAUAUGCAGAGAGUUCGUGGAAUUAUUGGAUACUCAAAGCAAGAAUGGAAUCACAGAGCAAGAAUUGCAAAGAGCUAAGAACCAACUUAUCAGUUCAUUGCUUAUGAAUGUUGAGCUGAAACUCCUGGCAUUAGAAGAUUUGGGAAGGCAAAUUCAGUGCCAGGGUAAGUUAACCACCAUUGAUGAAAUGGUCAACAAAAUUGAAAACUUAUCUGUGAAAGAUGUUAGAGAUGUCGCAUACAAGGUGUUGACAGGAAAUGUGGUUACAAAGGGAGUAAGCUCGGGAAAACCAAGUGUUGUGGUACAAGGUGACGAGAAUGUUAUCGGUGAUGUCGAUAAAACCAUUAGUGCUUGUGGCUUGGGCAAAUAG